Messenger RNA from Micropterus dolomieu (smallmouth bass), 744 nucleotides. Its product is annotated as myosin heavy chain, fast skeletal muscle-like. Lineage: Eukaryota; Metazoa; Chordata; Actinopteri; Centrarchiformes; Centrarchidae. The annotation marks the transcript as partial. Gene Ontology annotation, cellular component: myosin complex. The transcript has 4 exons. The record is from RefSeq and is a predicted model, not a curated record.
UCAAUCUUAACCAUCCAGUACAAUAUCCGUUCAUUCAUGAAUGUGAAAAACUGGCCAUGGCUGAAAGUGUACUUCAAGAUCAAGCCUCUUCUGAAGAGUGCUGAGACUGAGAAGGAGCUGCAACAGAUGAAGGAGAACUAUGAUAAGAUGAAAUCCGACUUGGCUGCUGCCCUGGCCAAGAAGAAGGAGCUGGAGGAGAAGAUGGUUUCCCUAGUGCAGGAAAAGAAUGACCUGCAACUCCAAGUGGCUUCAGAAGGCGAGAACCUCUCUGAUGCUGAGGAGAGGUGUGAGGGGCUCAUUAAGAGCAAGAUCCAGCUUGAAGCUAAACUCAAAGAGACAACUGAGAGACUGGAGGAUGAAGAGGAAAUCAAUGCUGAGCUGACUGGUAAGAAGAGGAAGCUGGAGGAUGAAUGCUCUGAGCUGAAGAAAGACAUUGAUGACUUGGAGCUCACCUUGGCUAAAGUGGAGAAGGAGAAACAUGCCACAGAAAACAAGGUGAAAAACCUGACAGAGGAGAUGGCAUCUCAAGAUGAGUCUAUUGCCAAGUUAACAAAGGAGAAGAAAGCCCUCCAAGAGGCCCACCAGCAAACACUUGAUGAUCUCCAGGCAGAGGAAGACAAAGUCAACACUCUGACCAAGGCCAAGACAAAGCUGGAGCAGCAAGUGGACGAUCUUGAGGGAUCACUGGAGCAAGAGAAGAAGCUCCGCAUGGACCUUGAGCGAGCCAAGAGAAAGCUUGAGGGA